Messenger RNA from Papaver somniferum (opium poppy), 3322 nucleotides. RefSeq names its product DEAD-box ATP-dependent RNA helicase 52B-like. The coding region runs from base 921 to 2858 and encodes 645 amino acids. Gene Ontology annotation, molecular function: RNA helicase activity; RNA binding; ATP binding. NCBI's taxonomy places the organism in Eukaryota, Viridiplantae, Streptophyta, Magnoliopsida, Ranunculales, Papaveraceae. The transcript has 7 exons. The record is from RefSeq and is a predicted model, not a curated record. Gene Ontology annotation, cellular component: nucleus.
UGAAUAAUGAGUCUUUGUAUGACUGCAACUGCAAGUUUGUUAAGUCAACUGCUUAACAUGGACUUACAUAGUUCAUAGAGAAAGUGUGUUUGAACUGGCGUUAACUGAAUUCAAGGUAUCAUUUUGUACCUGACCCGCUGAAUUAAAAUAAAAAAAAUUAUAAUUUUGAAUCAGACAUAACGAGUCAGAUUCAGAUAUUAUAAAUCAGAUCUAGACGACUCAUAUCCUAGAACAAGUCUAUUCCCCCACAUGGCAGGGUACUGAUAUCCGUCGAAAUGUGAAUAAAUGAAGUGCCGAUUGUGCCUAACCUGAGGCCCUGGUCCAACCACAGAGUCGACAAGCAUGUCACUCGGGUCCAGUAAAUAUAAAAUGUAGACAGACAGACAUCCGUUACGCCGCGUCUAUGAUGUGCCACUACUAUUACGACCACUACAUUUAAUAUGAUUGUAUUCUUCCGAAAAAGCCCCAACUACCUUGGAAUCUCACACGCACUCUUUCUCGACUAAUAGAAAGACAGAGAAAUGAGAGCUGUUUUCUAGGGUUUUUAUUCUUCACUUCACUUCAUUUUUCAUGGGGAACUAGAACUACUUCAGUUCCACUUCCUCUAGGGUUUAUCAUCAUCAUCAUCUUCAUCAUUUCAGCUUCCCAUUCUCAUCUAUUCAUCACCUUUUUCAAGAAGAAUUUCUGAGUUUUUUUUUUCUUUUCUACAUUCCCCGAGAUCAAGGUUUUGAAAAUCAUUUUCUAGGGUUUGUUUUUUUCAUUUUCCCACUUUAAAUAUGAGUUAAUCUAAAUCUCUGUGUUUGUUUUAUCAACUUGCAAGUUGUUUUGGGGAUUUUUUUAAUUAGGGUUUUGAAAGUGUGUGUGUGGUGUGAUCUGUUGUUGAUCCUAGUGUUUCUGUGUGUAUUAGUGAGUGAGUGACAAUGUCUUGGGCUGAUGUAGCUGAUAACACUGCUGGAGGUGGUGGUGGUUCUAGACCUACUAGACCAUCAUAUGUUCCACCUCAUUUGAGAGGGCUUAACCCAUUAGCACAAGAGUUUCCACCUAUUCAAUCAGCUAAUGAUUCAUCUGGGGGGUCUUCCUUGAAUCCGUCUAGGAGUAGGGAGUUUGUUAGACCUAGAGGUGGUGGUAGUGGAGGAGGAGGAGGUAGAUGGGGUGCUGCUGGUGGUACUGGUGGGAGAAGGAACUAUGAGCCAAACCCAUUUGAGGUUGCUGAUAAAUUUGCUGAAUUAGGUGUUACUGAAGUUGAAGGAGGAGAGGAGGGUAAUGUUGGUCUUGGGGGUAUUAAUUUUGAUGCUUAUGAGGAUAUUCCUGUUGAAACUAGUGGAACUGAUGUGCCGCAGCAGGUGAAUACGUUUGCGGAGAUUGAUUUAGGGGAAGCUUUGAAUCAGAAUAUUAUGAGAUGCAAAUAUGUGAAGCCUACACCUGUUCAACGCCACGCAAUUCCAAUUGUUGCUGCUGGAAGGGAUUUAAUGGCUUGUGCACAAACUGGCUCUGGAAAAACUGCAGCAUUUUGUUUUCCUAUUAUCAGUGGGAUUAUGAAGAGGCUUCAAAUGCAGCAGAAUAUUCCCGGCCGUGGUAAUGGAAGAGUUGCUUAUCCUUAUGCUCUUAUUAUUUCUCCUACUAGAGAGUUGUCUUGCCAGAUACAUGAUGAAGCGAAAAAGUUCUCUUAUCUGACUGGUGUUAAAGUUGCUGUUGCAUAUGGUGGAGCACCGAUGCAUCAGCAGCUGCGUAAUUUGGAAAGAGGUGUUGACAUUCUUGUUGCCACUCCUGGUCGCUUGGUGGAUUUGAUUGAAAGAGCUAGAGUAUCUCUUAGCAUGAUAAGCUAUCUGGCGUUGGAUGAGGCUGACAGGAUGCUGGAUAUGGGCUUUGAGCCUCAGAUAAGGAAGAUAGUUCAGCAGAUGGACAUGCCUCCCCCUGGUGAGCGGCAGACGAUGCUCUUCAGUGCCACUUUUCCAGCUGAGAUACAGAGGCUGGCUUCUGAUUUUCUUUCGAACUAUAUUUUCCUAACCGUUGGAAGGGUUGGGUCUAGCACUGAACUAAUUGAGCAGAGGGUUGAAUAUGUUCUUGAUACGGACAAAAGAAGCUUCUUGAUGGAUCUUCUUCAUACCCAAAGAGAGAAUGGCACUUACGGAAAGCAAGCGUUGACUUUAGUUUUUGUGGAGACAAAGAGAGGAGCUGAUGCAUUGGAGCAUUGGCUGACGAUAAAUGGUUUUCCUGCAACAGCAAUACAUGGGGAUAAAGUUCAAAUGGAGCGAGAACAAGCUUUGAGAUCGUUCAAGACUGGUGCAACGCCAAUUAUGGUAGCGACAGAUGUUGCUGCACGAGGGCUUGACAUACCACAUGUUGCACAUGUCAUCAAUUUUGACCUGCCAAAAGACAUAGAUGAUUAUGUUCAUCGAAUAGGGCGUACUGGUCGUGCUGGCAAGUCAGGCAUUGCAACAGCUUUCUUCAAUGAAGGCAACCAGGGCAUCUCCAAAUCACUUUUAGAACUCCUGCAGGAAGGAAACCAGGCGGUUCCCACUUGGCUCAAUCAGUAUGCUGAAAGGGCCUCCUAUGGUGGUGGUGGUGGCAGGGGUCGUCGACAGGGCGGCGGUAGGUUUGGUGCCCAGGAUUACCGAAGAGAUCAACCUUCCAGAGGUGGAAGUAAUUACUAUGGUGGUGGAGGUGGAUAUGGUGGAGGUGGAAGUGGAUACGGUGGCGGAGGUGGAUAUGGUGGUGGUGGUGGUGGAUAUGGAAAUGAUGCAUAUGGUGGUGGGUCUGGUGCUAGCUCUGGUUAUUAUGCUGCUGCACCUGCACCUUCCUAUGGUGGUUAUAGUUAUGGGCAGCAGGAAUCUAUUGUCCCAAGCGGUUGGGAUUAAGGAAGUGAUCACUAUCUCUUGCUAGUUACCAUUCUACUCUAUCGAAAAAUCAGUUAUAUUAGUUUUAUGGUAUAUAUAGCGUAGUAUACUUCUCUAGCAAUGAAAGGAAAAAGACUAACUACAUAACUGAAAGAAGAAGACCUUGACAAUUGGUGGUGAUCUUCUUCAUUACCCUAUUUGAGGUGUUUCCCACCCAAUACAUAUAUAAACAUGUCUUUUGUUUUUUGGGUUUUAUAUCAGGGUUUCUUUUUGUUAGAGAGGGGAGAAGGAGGGGAUUGUUUUGGUUACCCUUAUAUCUCUCUCUCUCUGUUUUUUGACCUGAUCAAAGGCUUACAGGAAAAUUGGGUUCCCUAUUGAUAUUGUUCUCGGCAGCUAUUUAACUCAACUACUGUUUGUAGUCACUAAUGCUAAUUCUUCUUUCAGAAUCCAUUAAUGAAAAAACAGUUGGUUUUAUUAUCUAUUUA